AUGCCGACAUCGACCGUGGCCGAGAAAGACGCGACCCUGUUUGCGGAAGAAGCCCGGCUGCAAUCGACCCACGCACAAGACAUCGAAGACACGCGCAUUCUCGAUGGGCUCCUCUUCGUUCCACCGUCGCUGCGUCAUGAUUUCAAACGCGAUGCGUCAAACACAAGCGAUGCCGUCACGGCUGCUCGGUAUGCUCGCAGUGCCCGGCUCUUCUUCCAUACGAACCAACACCUACGCGAGAACUUGUACCCAGCCGAUGUCGAGGCCAUGAUCGGUGCCAGAGUGUACUACGAACGCGCUCUUGUGAAACUAGCCGAAGUCGAGGCGAAGGCUGGGUCCAUGACGCUGCUACAACUCCAGCGUCAGGUCGUUUCACUCGUGCAGCAAUGUCUCAAGAAUGGCCAGUGUGACAUCUACAUUGCUCUUGUGCAGCCCAAACGCACGCAUCUUCUUUACAGCGCCUGUUCCACCCAUAGCCGCAUGAUGGGCAAGCAACUCCUUGCGUCGGAAGGAGUGAGUUUUCAAAGCGUGGACAACCAAGUAGUAGUCGUGUGUGAAGAUAUUGCCCACGAUCCCGUCGUGAAGUGUUACAGCGACCAUCGAUGCGGCCCGUUUGCUUGCUUUCCACUUGUCGGACGGGGAAACCGCCAUCGUCGUGACCAAGAGUCCAAUCCCCUACAGCAUGCUACACCCUCCAGAGAUAACAACCACGUCACACCAGCUACCACAUCUAACACAAGCAAGAUCACGACAUCAGCUGCCAAGGAAUCCCCUCCAAAACUCAAUGUAGGAAGUUCUGACGUGAUUGGCGUCUUGGCUGUCGACGCAUCUCGGAUGGCAUGGAAGUAUUCCGCUGCAGCUAUGACCGUAGCUCAAGUGGCGGCCUUCUUGGUGGCCUAUGGCCUAGCGGAUUGUGUCGCAACAUUCCAAAAACACCGAAUAGACGGCGGUAAGCUCCUCGCGCUCUCGGACGUUGACGUUGAGUUUACCUUGGGCAUCCACCGCGUCGCGAGUCGGAGUAAGGUGCUGGAACUCGUGGGGGCUUUAAGGGACGGAGUGCCCCUACACCUCCCCGACCCGCCCACGUGGUUUGUGCACGAACCGCCGUCGAUGGCGUUCUUGGAAGAAGUGGCCACCCGCGCCGGCAAAGUGUUUGCGCGCGCCCGCGUCCGCGACUGGCACCGGAAGCUGGGGGCUGUGACUAAAGACGGGUUGAGCACCCAAUACGACGUGUACAACGUGGCAAUCCAAGCCAUCUUGCACUGCAUUCUCACCGUGAGUGCCGUGAGCAUUUGGCGCGUGGAAGGCCAUCGAAAGCUCCCCCCGUCAACUCAAGUACACGUCUUGGGGGCGUGUGACAUCCCCCUGGACCGCAUCGCUCCGUUUGUGAAUGCAUACGACAAAGGCAUCAAACGCAUGCAAUUGUACAAGGAACACGGAGGCGGUAAACCGUCGAUGCUGCGCGGCAACAUCACGCGCAUUGGCAGCAUGACGGAUCGUUCUCCUUCUUCUAGCGAUGCGGUGGCUCCAUUCAUAGUUACUUGGUCUGACCAGUCUACUGAAGAGCUGUCGUGGCCACAACUGCAACAACUUCUCCCCGUCCGCCCCCUCAACACACAACACUUUCACUUGCAAAAGUUGCUCACUCGUUUGGAAUCACAGUCAGAUUUUGUGACGACUGUCGACGGCGACGUGCCGUCCCAGUGGCUGCACACGUUCUUCGACAACGACGCCGACAAGUUCACGUACGUGCUCGACUUGACGUUCCAGCCGGCGACCCCCUCGCCUCGUGAGCAUGCGUUGUACUUUGUGUCCCAGUUGAUUCUACCCACGAUGGAGGAAGCGUUGGUGUGCGUCCGGGGCCGCCAGCGCCGCACCGCUGCCCGCGCCCACUCAAUGAAAGUUAUGCGCAAGGCCAUUGCUCAGCUGAGCAUGUCGCCGUCCAGCGACGCGUUGCGGUCAGUCAUGGACCUGGUGACCGCGAUUGCGGCGGAGGUCGUGUCCUGCUUACCUGGCGUGGAAGUUGGCGUCGCGGAACUACAGCCGGGCGGCACCUCAGUUCAGUUUACGUUUGGGUUUAACGGGUGUACGCUGGCAGAGUCACACACGACCAUAGGUCGCGGCGUGGCCGUUUCGUGUUUGCAACCCCCACGUCCGGUGAUCGUCCGUUCGUUGGAGGGGGAGAGCGACGCAGCUGGCCUCCGGUGCUUUAACCACGACCAAACCUCCUGCCUCGACGACGAGCUGCUGCCACUCGUUUUCUUGCCCAUGGUGCACGAAGACUCGCUUGUGGGCCUUGUGUCUAUUCGACGGUUUGUGGACGUUGAGAAGGGCCGCUCGGACGAACUGCAUCCGGAAUGGGGCGUCGUUCCGUUCCUCGAAUGCGCCGCCAAAUGCCUCGCAGCUGUCUUGCGCGUGAAACGGCGGGCGUACGCGUUGUAUCAGUUGGAAGCGAUGGCCCACAAUGCGUUCGUGUCCCCGCUUCAUCUGUAUGUAGCUACGAUGCAUACGAUGACAGCGUGCUUUGUGGGGCUGCUCAAGCCCAAACUGGUGGCAUUUGAUAAGCCAUUGGGCCAUGUGUCAACCGUCCUCGACUGUCCUUUCGACUUGGACCCCCUCAACGUGCAGUACGUCGAUGCCCUGCGCGACGUGCGAUACCCCGAAACCCUUCUACACACGUUCCAGCGGUACUUUAACCUGGACGACGGAACCAUGCAGGAUGUCAUGGACAGGCUACAAACACCAGCAUCGUCGCCCGUCUUGACUGGCCACACCGCAACGCUGUGCGACCGGUCGCUGGCUGUACCGAUCGACCAGAAACUUCACAAAACCAUAGACGCGGCGUUCAAAAUCGUGUUUGGCCACCAGGUAUAUGUCCAGUCGUGGGUCCCCGCCCUGUGCACCUCGACAACUCUCGUGGCGCUGACGUACACGACGACGCCUGAGUGGCUGUGUCACUCCGACGGCCGCUUUCUCGACACGUUGGCACACACUCUCAAUGGGCUGUUGACCAUCGUACAAGGCCGGUACGACCGAGUGCGCGAACGGGUGGCGGCGCUGGCAGCGUUCCAAGUGCAAUGUCGACUAGUCGGGGCGGUGAACGUGCCCCUGGCGUCCGUCCUCGCCGAACUGGAAGCGGAAAUUCGACCCGAUGUCCAAACAUGGGCCGUCGAGUCCAUCGCCACAACAUUGACCGGGGCGAAUGUGUACAUUGGCAUGGUAGAGCCCCCCGCAAAGCGGAUUACGUACACAUGUGCGUCGAGUAGGAGUCACAUGGUGGGCAAACACUUGAAAAUGGGCAAAGGCGUGAGUUUUCACUGCAUUGAAUCCCGCGCCCCCGUUGUAAUGAUCAAUCAACACGACAUCACCACUAUCGGGAAGCAUAAACUUCGGCAUUUUGGGGACCCCAAAGCCUUCCAAUGGCCGUUCAUAGCUGUUCCCAUUGGCACUCUGGGCGUGUUAGCCGUGGACAACUUGACCGAGUACGGAGAAUCCCCCGCCCCCGAAAUGGGCAUUGUCGACUUUCUCGUGCGGAUGGCGGCCGAGAUAGACACCAUCGUGCGAUCGAGUCGCGCCCAAACGCUCGGGUUCCGAGCCCAAUUGCGCGACCGAGCCAUCCAUGACAUGAUGAUCGUGUGCGACAACGGCCGCCAUUCCGAGUGGCAUGUACUACAGCGACUGUUGGACGUGGUGGCUGCCACGUUUUCCGGUGUGAGUGCGUACGUGGGGCUGGUGGCGCCAUGGUGCUCGUCCAUGGACUUUUCGCUCGCCACGACAUCCAGCUCCAUGCAAGGCAAGACGAUCAACAUGACGACGUCGGUGAGUGCCGCAUGCUUCCGAAGCCAGCACCCCGUGGUCGUCCCCGACGUUGCCAAAAACCCCAACGGUCUGCAUUGCUUUGAUCCGACUCAAACGGGAGUGUACGUGGCCGUGCCGAUUCCGUACGUGGGAGUGCUAGCCGUAGACACGUUUCCUGGACCUGCGGGGGGGAAGUACAUGACCAACGUCCCAGAGCCGGGCGUCGUCGCGUGCUUGUCGUCGCUGUCCAACUCGGUAGGGGCGCACAUUCAAGCCAAGCGACUAUGGGGGCUUACCAAUGCGAUCAAAGGCCUUUUUCACGGCAACUCUUCUACCUUUGCCGUGCUUUUCAACGCCGUCGCGACGUUGGUCGCGUUUGCACUACCCGCGACCAUCCGCAUCGACGUAUGGUACACUUACGCCAACCAUGCACCAGAAGUCAAAUUCUCCAAAGCUAGCGACGUACACUCCUUGGCACUACCCAUGUCCGCAUCGUGGGCUGCCACGUACCCCAGUUGUACACACACCAAGGCGACACCAUUUGAGCUCAACGAGUCGACGUUAGUGUGUCCGUUUGAAAUGGUCGACCCGUCGCAUCCGUACCUCCAAACGCAUGCGUGGCUGGUGGUCACGCGCCUCCCAACUGUUCAGUGGGCGUACGACCUACAUGUUCUUGAGACGGUGCAGCCGCUGCUCUCCGAGUGCUUCCACUUGUCCAGUCAGCGCGCGGCCGCCGCCGUCGCCCGCGCCGAAUGCCUUGCGCGCAUGCACAUGGGAUUACAAGAUCUCGUACAGACGCGCAGUGACGUGGCGGAGUCCCAGCUGCGGUUAACACAAGACGCGUGGCUCAACUGGAUGGCGGACGCGCUUGGACGAGGGACCGACGUUUACUUGGGCCAACUGCAAGCCAACUACCAUCCACACCGUGGCGACUUCAACGACUUGUUGGUGUUUACGGCUGCAUCAUCUGACAGUCUCAUGCACGGCGUGCGGUUGUCCGACGAGUCGUUGUUUAGCUUUCAAUGCAUCCGGACCCAAGAACCAGUGGUGAUCAACCACUUGACCAACACCAGUCGCGCCGUGCGCUUUUGUACGGCGCGCAAGGCUAUUCGGGCGUAUUGCGCCCUCCCGCUGAGCACAUGUGGCAUGAUCGGCGUCGACAGCUUUGGCCCCACGGCGUUCAAUGUGAAAAAUGAACUUGAACCUGCCACGUUGCACUUUUUGAAGCAAUGCGCAUUGUGCCAUGUGGAGCUACUGGAGACCACACGAGUGGCUGUGAGUGUGGCCCACAUUCAAGCGGCGGCCACCGCCGUGUCGACAAAUAUGCCUUCGUGGCACGCGAUGCAGUGUCUGUACGCUCAGGUGUUGCUGGCCGUACAAACCAACGUCGGCUACGUGCAUUGUCAGCAAAUCGUGCGGUUGGCAGCCGACUUUACGGGGGAUUGCUCCAUCUUGUGCUGGCACAAAGCACCCACCCGACGACCGAUGCAACAUCUGCCCGUGCAUUUUUGCUACCGCCACCACUGUAUGCCGGCCCUUGUCGGCGACCACGUUCAUUUGGACGACUUGAUGCUGCCCAUGACCAACGUGCCCAGGACACUAGACGACGCGAGGAGUGCUGGCGCCCCCACCACGGGCCUGGAGCCCCGAGGGGCCUUCCCCUGCUUCGCCGGCAUGCUGGACAGUCUCUUUGUCGCCCCUCGCGUUGCCUUUUGUUUGUACCGCAAGCCCGGCCGCCCGUUCGCCCCGCGGGACGUCCGCUUUCUAAACGUUGUCAUGCACAUAGCUCAAGUGGCGUACGUGAAUAUGUACAAAGCGUUGGUCGUGCGUACGUUGGCCGCAGAAGCGCUGCAAUGGGCCAACGAUUUUGUGCAUGCCAAGGAGGGUAUGGUCGUGGUGUCUUCGUCGACUUCACCACUCAACCUGGCAUCGCCACCUCAAAAGCCUCGCGAGUUGUUUACUGUCAUGUUUGCCACCAACCCCGACAAGUUUCCUAUUGGAGUGGCCUUGAAAAAGACAUUAAAACGAACCCACCGCCUCGCGGCGUUGUCCGCCACGCCGGACGUGCAGUCUGCGAUGGUUUGCGUUUCGACCACCGCUGGCCCUGCUGCCGGCGUCAACACGCUGCCUGUGUCGACAAUUCCCCCGACAACCCCCUUGUCUGUCACGACUGCUACCAUUUCGACGCCAGUGUCAGGCCCAGUACCGCCGAAACCGACGAGCAGCAAAUUCACGAGUUUGUUUUCCAAAAAACAGGCUGCGAAAGACCACCUCGCCCAGAUCACGUCGCCAUCCCUUGCCGCGUCGUCGGCAGCUCCACCACGUCCUGUGAAUAAUAUGCCGCCAGUUCCUUCGCAGCACUGGGAGUGGACGUGCCGACUGCCAGCGACCCAAUAUUUGCUUCUAGAUAUCACGACGACCAAUGCCGUGCAUGUCGAGCAGUUUAUGAUGGAGGGCGAGACACUGGCAGACACGUGCCGGUUGAUUUACGACGCGUUUUGGGCCAACCCCCGGGGGGACGAGCCAUUCGUGGGCUACUUCUUGACGUCGUGGUGGCAUCAAAUCCACGUGGCCCUGGGGUCUGCCCGCCUUGCGAUCGAGCAGCAAGUGCGACUGUACUUGGACGCGGAAGUCGUUAACAAGUCGUCGUGUUCGGCCAACGCUAUCGCCAUCCUGAGUGGGGCGUUGCUAUGUUGUGGGUACAAGAACGACGAGUUUCAACGAUCGAAACGGGCGACACUGCAAUUGUUCCUUGCCAAGCAAGUCGCGUCUGAAUUGCAUUCGUUAGAUCCGUUCAAUCAAGCGACAAAGUCCACGGUCUGGACUGCAGCGUUUCGUAGUCGCGCAUUCUUCCUUGGUCAGAGUUUGCCCCCCCUAGAGCUGGCGCUCGACGUGUCGCCGGCGUUCCGGUCGUUGCUGAAUGCGACGCUGUUGCUUCAAGUCAUCUCCAAGUGGCUCAAGGCUGAUGCGGACAAAGAGAAAGCCGUUUGGACGCCGCUGAUCCUCGCUGCAACCCGUAUUCAAUGCCGCGCGCGAUGUCGGAUGGCGGUCGCCGAGGUGCGCCGACGCCGGCGGACGUACCAUGCCACCCUAGUGUUGCAGUGCUUUGUCCGCCAAACGCUGGCGCGAUGGCACGUCCAGGCCAGGCGCGAAGGGCGCGCGGCAAGUCGCAUCCAGCGGUGGUAUCGCAGGCGCCACGAGAAAAAGCCGGCCUUUGCCACCAAGGCGUUGUUGGUGCACAUGCGUGCGGUCCAAGCUCGGUUUGGACUGAACGAAGUGGGGACCGAUGGAGCUGAGUUCGGAGAGGCUGCCACGUUUGAGCAGUUUUUGCAUCACGGGGGAGGAAAGGGAAUGGUCCAUGCGGAAGUAAAGCGGCUGCUCCAAAAACUCAGAGACAUGGCCAAGGAGAGGGCCAGUUUGCCGUGGGAAGCCCGCGUCGACGAGGAAGUGCGCGACUUGUUUGAGUACUUUGAUUACGCCGGCGUGGGCUCGAUCUCCCGGGACGAUGCGAAAACAAUGAUGCAAAAGCUGCGCAUCCCCCUCCAAGUAGACGAGUUGAACGAUGUUGUGGACAUGAUGGACAGCGACAAGUCUGGCGACGUUGACGUGGGCGAGUUCUGCAGCUGGUACAAGUACGAGUACGCGCGACUGCGAGCUCGGUCCAAGGACUGCGGCACCCUGUCCAACACAGACAAGGAGUGGUUUGCACAAGGGAUGGCCAUGCGCUUUGUCAGGCAGCGUUCCGUCCCCGCCAGUAGCGGCCCCUCCAACGACCCCACCGCAGGAUGA
This is a messenger RNA of Aphanomyces astaci, 7587 nucleotides long. RefSeq lists its product as hypothetical. The record is from RefSeq and is a predicted model, not a curated record. Gene Ontology annotation, molecular function: calcium ion binding; protein binding. Bases 1 to 7587 code for a protein of 2528 amino acids. The transcript is spliced from 5 exons. NCBI's taxonomy places the organism in Eukaryota, Oomycota, Saprolegniomycetes, Saprolegniales, Verrucalvaceae.